Opisthorchis viverrini is the source of this 3128-nucleotide messenger RNA. RefSeq lists its product as hypothetical. Gene Ontology annotation, cellular component: membrane; cytosol. The record is from RefSeq and is a predicted model, not a curated record. Gene Ontology annotation, molecular function: RNA binding; SH3 domain binding. The transcript has 16 exons. Bases 24 to 3128 code for a protein of 1034 amino acids. Lineage: Eukaryota; Metazoa; Platyhelminthes; Trematoda; Opisthorchiida; Opisthorchiidae.
GUUCCCUCUGUGACGCCUGGGGCAUGACUAGCAUGGAUUCAUGGAAAAGCCAUCUUGAGGGAAAGCGACAUAACUCUUCCCUAAGGUAUUUUCACAAAUUUUACUCUGAUAAAAGUCACGGUGGUGGGCAGGACCCAAGCACUUUUAUCAGAAAACAGUCUCAUUCUGCGGGCAAUACGACCAAAGCGAAAAAACAACAUUCAGACUCUGACUCAUCUGUACAUAAUUCAUCCGAAUCCCAGCGGGUCAGAUUACUUUCUGGCGAACAAAAGAAGUCCACUACUAUGACGGGAACAUCACGACAAGUUAACACGAAGACAAUCGAUCAACACAAUAAGGUUACUACCUCUGUCGAAAAACUCGAUACCAAUCUGUCAGUUCCGCCUCCACUGCAAGGUGGUCUUAUGUUGAAUAUUCUUGAAACAGUCGGACCUGAUGUAUCAAAACGGCAAACCACGGCUUUGUCCCCUCCAAAAAGAAACAUGUCUCUGCAUAGCCGUGGUGAGCACAGGCUGUCUGGCUGUACCAGGGGGCGCCCAAUGGUUGAGCGGAAUAAAUUCCCUCCUACUGGGUCUCCCCGGGGUGCACGAUCAAGCCGUGAGGUAUCAACUAAUAGACAUUCACGUCCAAACUCACUGAGCAUUGAUAUGACAGAUGUGUCGUCCACUGUAGAGAAAGUCCCGAGUGCUCCCAGUUCGCCGACGGUCCCCGAGACACAUGAAGCAGGCGGAGAUCUGAGAAGGAUGCAAGAGGCUUUGGAAAUAUCACAAAAACUGGAAACUUUAAAAGUGAAGCAAAUGAAUUUGGAAAAGCAGCUCCAUCAGCUCCAGACGGCAUUAGCCGAAGUUCGAACAGAAAGGCGUGAUUUAAAGGCUCGUAGGAAGAAUCUGCUGCGAGGAUUGGCCCAGUCGGAUUCAGAGGAUGAGAAUGUCAGUCGGCGUCCUUCGUUAUCUACCGAGUUACCAGUCAUUUCUGGUUCACUCUUACCCGAUCGUCUAUCUUCUGAAAAACAAGUGGCAUCGGUUGCUCCAGUUGCUGCUUCCUGUCGGCCUGGCGAACCAGUGAAUUGUUCAUCUUCAUCUGUCAACGGCCGCAACAUCGCCGACAAGCAACCGGCAAGACAACCCGGUGAUGCUGCACAUGGAGAUGCAAGUGCUUUUACUACAACACUCAACUCGCCAUCUCAAACAGUAAUGUCCCUGGGUGAUCACGCCACUUCAGGUGUGCAUGUUGCACACCAACCUCCAAGUUUGACUCCCUCUGCAAGAGAGACACACCUUUUGCCAAAUCCGGUAGGUUUGGACAGUACGUCGUCGACGAAUGGUAUCGAUCUUGAGCGAUUGGCGUUGAUUCGGCAAGCUAUCCAGUCGCCAGAUAGUUGGCAGUUCACCUUUGAACAGGUUGAUCAAAUGCUGAGGCAGACGGCUGCCAAGGCAACUGUAGUUGGGGUCAACGCAGUCACAAGUACCGUGGAAUCCGCGCCGCCGACUGCCCCACAAACUCCAGCCCCGCCUGAAUUACCUAAACGGCCAGAGUACGGGACUGAUCUGCCUGUCAAACCUUGUGUUCCGUUUAUUUCACUUUGCUAUUCAGCCUGUCUGAUCAAAGGCGAACCUCCGGAGAUUGGUGGCAGCGUUUUGGCCGGUGGUGGAUACCAACGUGAGAAACAAACUUCUUCGACUGAUCAAUAUCCAAUAGCAUCUAAAUCGGCCGUACUUUCGAAUGCAACCGAUUCAUGUGACUCCUCUGAUGACGACCAAGUCGCAUCACAUCUGGUCAAACCACUGUCACGGAAACCGCCCAAAAUUCGAAAGAUGGUGAAAGCAGAACCUGAGGAGUCAGGACCAUCCACUACACAAUAUUCCUUUCAUCAAACGACGUUACCAGACUCGACUGUGGAGCUUUCCGAAGGUGCCCAUUCCAUAGUGACUCCGCCAUCCUCGCCGCCCCCUAAGCAGUCUGUCAAAUUUGGGGAGUUCCACGCAUUUGAUGGUGGUACAGCGGCCGUUAUUGAUAUGAUUCUCCAUCAAUGUACCAGUAGCAUGUUUAUUGGUGGCCAAAAUGGCAUCGUUGUUCAAUUUGAUUUAAAGACCCACCAGCGAGUAAAACAGAUUGCUUCCCGCGACGCCAGUGUUACAAAAAUGGCUUUCGAUCCGCAAGAGCGUUCCUUGUUCACUGCCUACUAUGAUAACCAUUUGGCCGAAUACAAUAUCCAGACAGGAACUCUGCUGUGGGAAAAAUCUUUUUCAAAUCGUGUUGAAGCAUUGGCCACCGCACCCUUGAGCGAUGUUCCCUUCAUCUUCCUCGGGAUGUCGAGUGGCGAUAUCCUGCGCCAUCAUAUGGUGGAUCGGACUACAUCUGUUCUCUUUUCUCAAAUCCCCAUUUGUGCAAUCAGUUCAAUGGCAGUAGUACGUUCUGGGCCCCGACUUUUCUUAUUGGUUGGUUACCGGGAUUGCUCUCUCUUUGUCCGUGAGGCCAGCGAUGGAAGUUUGGUUCGGUGUAUCACAUCUGCUCCGCACAAAGGUCCUCCUGGUGGUAUUACCGGCAUGCCUUGUGGAAGCAAUUUUUGCUCCUAUUCCGAACGAGCACUACGUAUCCACAACUGGAAGACUGGAGUUGGAGUGUUGACCUUGCAAACCCAGAAGAUCACCAGUUGUUGUGUGCUUCAGCGGUAUAUUGCUGUCGGAGACUCUGAGGGAACUAUCCGUCAAAACGGCCUUCCCGGUCAUCGCCCGACCAAGGUGUACUACGCAUCCCAUCGGUCCGCCAUCACUUCCCUAACUUCGUGUGGCGUAGCGCUGAUAUCCGGUGGACUUGACGGGACCGUAACAGUGAUAUGCAUAACUGAGCCUGUCAAUAAUUACACGUGUCUGUAUGGUCCUUUCGGACACCAGUGCGGCAUCGGCUUCGAAAGUCGGAAGGAUCUUGUCUCACACGUGAUGGAUACGCAUCUAAUAUUUGGAAAUCAGAAGUCUGUCAUGUGUCGCUGGGGUGCAGGAAGAUGCCGAACGAGGUUCACUGAUACACAGAGCAUCAAGAGCGUUGGUCAGCCCUGUCUGCUUGAGGGAGGACACACACCAUCCGAAAUACCAAAAUGUGUGAGGACCGGAUGGGCUGACUACGAAUAA